This is a messenger RNA of Pseudomyrmex gracilis, 857 nucleotides long. RefSeq names its product NADH dehydrogenase [ubiquinone] flavoprotein 2, mitochondrial (gene ND-24). Gene Ontology annotation, molecular function: NADH dehydrogenase activity. Lineage: Eukaryota; Metazoa; Arthropoda; Insecta; Hymenoptera; Formicidae. Gene Ontology annotation, biological process: mitochondrial electron transport, NADH to ubiquinone. Bases 273 to 857 code for a protein of 194 amino acids. The transcript is spliced from 4 exons. The record is from RefSeq and is a predicted model, not a curated record.
CAUAAGAUAAUUAACCAAUCAAUGCUAUCUAGAACAAAAGAAAUAGGAAUGAAAACGAAAAGCUGGAUUGGUUGACUUUCUUAUGGCUUAUGCGUUUUUUAUGAGUUAAAAGUCUGCGGUUCGGCCUUUAAUUUUCUAGUGCUACCAACACGCGUCGAUCGAUCAACCAUCUGUUUUUUAACCUCUGAGAUAAAUUGACGUUUAGCACUUUGGAAUGCGUUUGUUGUGAGCAAAGAUCUGGUUGUCUGUGAUUAUUCAGUUGCAUUGUCGACAUGUUGAAGGCGUCCCUGCGUCGAGCUUGCGGGCUCCUUACUCCGAGAAACAUUAGGGGAGUGCAAACAACAGCAUCUUGUGCAUCGGAUCAGCUGUUUAAUCACAGAGAUAGUGAGGAGGACAAUCCUAAUAUUCCAUUUGAAUUCAAUGAGGCAAAUAAGAAACGGAUCGAAGCUCUUCUGGCAAUUUAUCCCGAAGGUCACAAACGGGGUGCCAUGAUACCUUUGUUGGAUCUAGCGCAGCGACAACACGGCUGGCUGCCCAUCUCCGCCAUGCACAAAGUUGCAGAAAUACUGGAAGUACCGCGCAUGAGAGUAUAUGAAGUAGCCACAUUUUAUACAAUGUUCAAUCGCAAACCCAUGGGCAAGUAUCACGUACAGAUUUGCACCUGUACUCCAUGCUGGUUGAGAGAUUCAGAUUCCAUAGUCCAGGCUGUGACAAAGGCCACCAAUUGUGAGAUAGGCGGCACCUCUGCAGACAAAUUGUUCACUGUUUCAGAAGUAGAAUGUCUCGGUGCUUGUGCUAAUGCUCCGAUGUUCCAAGUGAACGAUGAUUAUUAUGUAUUUAUACUUGCAAAAGUUUAA